CAGAGCAAAACAAUGAAGGCGAUCAUUCAAAGAGUCACUAAAGCAAGCGUGACAGUUGGAGAGGAACAGAUAAGCUCCAUCGGGCGAGGACUUUGUGUUUUACUCGGGAUUUCUGUGGAAGACACACAGAAAGAUGCUGAAUACAUCGUGCGUAAAAUCCUCAACCUGCGCGUGUUUGAAGAUGAGAACGGGCGGGCGUGGAGCCGUAGUGUCAUGGAUAAGGAACUGGAAGUGUUGUGUGUCAGCCAGUUCACGUUACAGUGCAUCCUCAAAGGCAAUAAACCGGACUUCCACACCGCUAUGCCUGCGGAAAUGGCCCAGCCCUUCUAUAACAGCAUACUGGAGCAGAUGAGGAAUACCUACAAACCUGAGCUCAUUAAAGAUGGACAGUUUGGGGCGUAUAUGCAAGUCCACAUUCAGAACGAUGGACCGGUUACCAUAGAGCUGGAGUCACCUUCGGCUCCCGCGGACCCUAAACAGGUGGCUAAGCUGGAGAAACAGCAGCAGAGGAAAGAGAAGACGCGGCCGAAAGGGAACUCCGACUCAGGCAAAGACAAGGCCACCCAACGACCCAAGGACCCCAACGCCAGCAGCGGGGCGGAGGGCGACGUGUCGUCCGAGAGGGAACCUUAACGCUUUCUAAAGUACGUCCCAGAGGGAACCUUAACGCUCUCUAAAGUACGUCCCAGAGGGAACCUUAACGCUCUCUAAAGUACGUCCCAGAGGGAACCUUAACGCUCUCUAAAGUACGUCCCAGCUUUUCUCAUGUGUUUUC
Messenger RNA from Chanos chanos (milkfish), 775 nucleotides. RefSeq names its product D-aminoacyl-tRNA deacylase 1 (gene dtd1). The coding region runs from base 13 to 633 and encodes 206 amino acids. The transcript has 5 exons. Gene Ontology annotation, cellular component: cytoplasm. NCBI's taxonomy places the organism in Eukaryota, Metazoa, Chordata, Actinopteri, Gonorynchiformes, Chanidae. Gene Ontology annotation, biological process: tRNA metabolic process. Gene Ontology annotation, molecular function: D-tyrosyl-tRNA(Tyr) deacylase activity. The record is from RefSeq and is a predicted model, not a curated record.